ACUGCUAAACUACUCUUUUACAGUCAGAUCUGUCUCUUUUUUCUCUUUUAGACUUCUUAGUCCACUUUUUGUUUUCUUUUCUUUUCUGGAUCUUUCGCUUUUAUCCUCACACUUUUCCCCAUUUCUUUACUCUGUUCAAAUCAACGAGCUAAUUUCCGAUUAACAAUGGAGGACUGGGGCCCAGUUUUGAUAGCAGUGGUGCUGUUCGUGCUGUUAACUCCGGGUCUACUAUUCCAGCUUCCCGGCCGUGGAAAAACGGUUGAAUUCGGGAACAUGCAAACCAGCGGCGUUUCCAUUUUGGUCCAUGCCGUAAUUUACUUUGGCCUCAUCACUAUCUUACUCCUUGCCAUUGGCGUCCAUGUCUAUGUCGGCUAAAGUAGUUUUUACCUUCACUAUUUGUAAGUUUGUAACAAUCUCUCUCAGAUCUUUAUUAAUCUCUCUCUUGCUUAUAGAAUAGUAGCAAUUGAUCUUCCAUUUUCGAUUUCUUAAUUUGCUACUACCAGAUUGUAUCAAUUGGGUGAACUGUUAAUACUUAAAAGCAUUAUGCACUGCUUCUCUAAUUUUACCUUAACUUGGUGCAUCAUUGUACACGAUUAUUAGAUUCUCCAACAACAACAAGAUACACAGUGAAAUCGCACAAGUGGAGUAAGAUUGUACACACACCUUACUACUACCUCUUGGGAGGUAGAGAGGCUGAUUUUAAAAGACGCUCGUCUCAAGUACAACAAAUUCAAGUACAAAGAAGAAGAAAAUAGCAUAGAAAACAUAGCAACAAUGAAACACAGUAAACAAUUGGCAAAUAUUUUUUUUAAAACUUCGUAUGGAAUAAUGGUCCUGCUUCAAGUACUAAGAUUUAAAAAAAUUGAACUAGUAUUAGAGACGGAUCUAGGAUUUGAAGUUUAUGAAUUCUUACAAUGCGCUCAAGUUAAUGUAAAGUAAUAACUGGAUUCACAAUCAAUUAUUUAUAAAUAUUUUGUGAAUUUUGUAAUACAAAUAUAAGUAUGAACUAAAGUUACUGGGUUGCCAGGAACCCAUACCUUAGGCUAGAUCCACCCCUCUAGUAUCCAUCCAACAAUCCGAAUUGUGGAAAAUAUUAAAUCUCAUUCAUCCAUAAGUAUUUAAGAAUUGUAUGCUUUGCUGAAUAUUCUAUAGUUCCUGAGUUUGAAACAUUAGACUAUACAUGAAGGAGAAUGACUUGUGGUCAAUGUAUAGAUUUGUUUUCAUUUUGCCACUGCUUGAUGUUACCUCUGCCAAUAUGAGAUAUGCAAAGCAUAGCUAUGAUAAAUCUUCUCAACUGGAAAUAAAGGAUUGACAUAGCUGGUCCAACUAAUUUGAGAUUGAAGAGUAGUUGAUCGAUUGUCACUGCUGAAUAUUGUUUGCCUUUAACUGACACUUCAUUGUUCAAUGGUCAAGCCAUUCCAUUUGGGUAUCUCGACUCGUCUUGUUAUUCACUUUUCCUUUUCUCCCUUGUUUGAAUCUUCAAUCUUAUCAUAUACAUCUGGAAUUCUACUCUUGCCUAAUAGAGAAUGGGCAUGACCCUUCCAUGUUCUAUCGUCCAACGGACGGGCUAUUUUGAGUUCUAUAUUUAGUUCGGUUGGAUCAGUCGCAUCUGACUCUGAUUGUAGUUUCAAGUUCACAUGUCGUACUAGAAAACAGGGGCUAAUGUUUGCAAUGGUGACAUUUCCUGAUGUUGCAUUCUUUCUUCGAGGAUGAACUGAAGAAAAGCUGAGGACAAGUUGAAGAAAAGUGAUGAAACCCGCUAUAGCUACUAACUCCCCUUUUACUUCCUCAUACAACAUGUUUGUCUGAAUACUAGCAGCAGGCCUCCCAUGAGUUUGUUUUCCAUGGGGAUUGCCGUGAGAUACCUGCAUACUAAUAUUCUAUAUGCCUCAGUGCCUUUAGCACCAUUCACUAAUAUAUCAUGUCCUUUUAAGUUGAA
Molecule: messenger RNA, 1939 nt
Organism: Solanum tuberosum (potato)
Lineage: Eukaryota; Viridiplantae; Streptophyta; Magnoliopsida; Solanales; Solanaceae
Exons: 1
Coding region: 166-375 (69 amino acids)
Source: RefSeq, a predicted model, not a curated record